AUGGCGUCAGCGGCUAUGGAGAUUGUAGCAGCGAAACCCAGCACAAAAGCCAUCUACGCCUGCGAUGUCAACACGAGCUAUUUUGCAGAUCUCCAAAACACCGUGAAACCCACUGGAAGUGACACUAUAGUGGAAUGUCGUAUACUCGACGUCUUAUCCGAAGGACCAAACCCUCAGCCUAAUACAGAUAUUGAAGUCUUGCUAUCAAUUGGAGAUGGUUUGUAG
This is a messenger RNA of Penicillium verrucosum, 225 nucleotides long. RefSeq names its product levodione reductase. The record is from RefSeq and is a predicted model, not a curated record. The transcript is spliced from 2 exons. The coding region runs from base 1 to 225 and encodes 74 amino acids. Lineage: Eukaryota; Fungi; Ascomycota; Eurotiomycetes; Eurotiales; Aspergillaceae.